This is a messenger RNA of Trichosurus vulpecula (common brushtail), 4817 nucleotides long. RefSeq names its product zinc finger protein 436 (gene ZNF436). Gene Ontology annotation, molecular function: DNA-binding transcription repressor activity, RNA polymerase II-specific. Lineage: Eukaryota; Metazoa; Chordata; Mammalia; Diprotodontia; Phalangeridae. Gene Ontology annotation, biological process: negative regulation of transcription by RNA polymerase II. The transcript has 4 exons. The record is from RefSeq and is a predicted model, not a curated record. Bases 132 to 1541 code for a protein of 469 amino acids.
AUCUCUGGGUUCUGUCCGGCUUGGAAGCUGCAAUCUGGUGGACCGAGCUGCUCCAGGAUUCUGCCCCUGGACCAAAGAGCGCUGCCCGUGUCUGCGCGCCCCGGAACAGGACCGGAGCCCCAGUCACCGCCAUGGCUGCCACCCUCCUCAUGGCCGGCUCCCAGGGGCCUAUGACGUUUGAAGAUAUGGCUAUGUAUCUUACUAGGGAAGAAUGGAGGCCUCUCGACCCAACACAGAGGGACCUUUACCGGGACGUUAUGCAGGAGAAUUAUGGAAAUGUGGUCUCCUUAGAUUUUGAUAUCAGGAGUGAGAAUGAGGCCAAUCCAAAGGUGAUAUCUGAAGACGUAGAAUUUGGGAACAUAUCUGGAAGGCCUAUUGAGAGUGAUCCCCAGAAUCCUGAGUGUGAAGACAGCUUUGAAAGUGGGGACAAGUCAGAAGGACAGUGGGGAGAUUUAACUGGGGAUGAGUGGGUAAACUAUCCUCUUCAACAAGUUACAGAUCUCCUUGUCCACAAAGAAGUCCAUGGAGAUAUAAGAUUCCAUAUAUGCUCUCAGUGUGGAAAGACUUUCAAUCAAAUCUCAGACCUGAAUCGACAUCAGAGAACUCAUACUGGAGAGAGACCCUAUAAAUGUUAUGACUGUGGAAAAAGCUUUAGCCGAAGCUCCCAUCUCAUUCAGCAUCAGAGAACACACACUGGGGAGAAGCCCUAUGAUUGCAGUGAAUGUGGGAAAAGCUUUGGUCGAAGUUCACACCUCAUUCAGCACCAGACAAUUCAUACUGGAGAGAAACCCCACAAAUGUAAUGAAUGUGGCAAAAGUUUCUGUCGGGUCUCACACCUUAUUCAGCACCAGAGGACCCAUAGUGGAGAGAAGCCUUAUGAAUGUGAGGAGUGUGGGAAAAGCUUCAGCCGCAGCUCUCACCUGGCUCAGCACCAGAGGACACAUACUGGUGAGAAGCCUUAUGAAUGUAAUGAAUGUGGGAGAAGCUUCAGCGAAAGAUCAGAUCUCAUCAAGCACUACAGAGUCCACACAGGAGAAAGGCCCUACAAAUGUGAUGAAUGUGGAAAAAACUUUAGUCAGAAUUCAGAUCUCAUUCGCCAUCGGAGAGCCCAUACAGGAGAGAAACCAUAUAGAUGUAAUGAAUGUGGGGAAAAUUUCAGCCGGAUCUCUCACUUAGUUCAGCACCAGAGAACCCACACUGGUGAAAAGCCCUAUGAAUGCAAUGAGUGUGGAAAAAGCUUUAGCCGGAGUUCCCACCUCAUUACACAUCAGAAAAUUCACACUGGAGAGAAGCCCUAUGAAUGUAAUGAAUGUUGGAGAAGCUUUGGUGAGAGAUCAGAUCUUAUUAAACACCAGAGAACCCAUACUGGAGAAAAGCCCUAUGAAUGUGUGGAAUGUGGAAAAGGUUUUACCCAGAGCUCAAACCUUAUCACACAUCAGCGAGUUCAUACUGGAGAGAAACCAUAUGAAUGCACCGAAUGUGACAAAAGUUUCAGUCGAAGUUCAGCUCUUAUUAAACAUAAGAGAGUUCAUACAGACUGAGUCCCUUACUUAUGAUUUUAUGGGAAUAAUUUUGGCAAAGAACAGAGAAUUUUAAAUUAGUGAGCUCCCUUUGAAUCAAGCUCCUUUCACUAUAUUGAAUUUUCUAGUUAUGAGUCAUAAUUUAAAUUUAUAAGAAGAUGAAGUCAUUUGGAUAUCUGAUCUAAGGCUCUGGCAUCUUGAUUUCUUCUGCCUUAGAAAUAAAUCAUAAUCCUUUUUAAUUCAACAUUAAUGAAUUGCUCAGCUAAAAGUAUGAACCAAGUGACUGAAGAUCUGCAGUCCCAGGAAGAAAUACUGGCCACUGGCUGUUUGGACCAGGGACUGCAGUGAUGAUGUUCUAGCAGCUCUUUAUCUUACUUCCCUGGCCCACACUUGUUCUUGGAGGAAAGUGUGGGAUUGUAAUAGUUGGUGAGCUACCUUAGAAGAAGGCAAUCAGGAAUUCUCCGAACUACAAUGCCUAUACAAGCCUUGUUAAUUCACAUACCCAUCGUAUCCUACCAAGGGCUUUGUUCUUGAGUUGCCUGUGUAUCCAUAAGUAGUUUUUCCUCUGCUUUCCUGCAAGCAGGACUCUGCACAGUGGAUGCAGUCGUUACAGCAUUUAUCUUUCUUGUUUUCAUUUCUAUUUAUUCAUUGUAAUAUUUUAGCUUUUGUUAAAACACUUUUAAGAAAAAAAAAGAUCAAAAGGGAAAAUGAGCAGUGGGGUUUGGGAAAGAUGAUCUCUUUCCUGCUCCCAGUGAGUGACUGGCAAGAUUUGCUUGGUGUUAUUAUCACCAUUAAUCAGAAUUUACUAAUUAUCUUUUGGGAUGGCUGUAGGGUGUAGUUGUGGGGGCAUCAUCUUCAAGGAAGACAGGGCAGUGGAAUGUAACCACAGCCACAGUGAGACAUGAAAAUGGACCUUUGAGGAAAGAGGAAGGAAGGUGGCUGCUUUUUCAUCUCCUCCACCCUUUAAGAUUCCUGACUGUUGUGAGGAGCCUGGAUUCCAAGUGUCUUCAGUACUAACUAGGAUUUGAUAAGGGAUGGUUUCCAGUACUUCUCUUCUUACAUAAGGCCUUAUAGGCAUACCAUCAACCCCAUAUGUGCUUGUGGUUCUACAAGACAAUUGCAACUGUCAGGAUUACACAGUGUCAGCGUGGUUUGAAAUGAACAUGCUUUUGUGUGAUGGAAGUCUGAAUUUAACUCACAGGGGUGAGAAAUGGAUUUUUAAAAAACACUGGUGCCCUGGGACUCACUCAUGUAAGAGGCUAGCAUAUACUUGUUUGUGUAACUAGAUUGUUGUGGGGUUGACUACCUGAACAGAUUGAUACAGUACUGUAAUUGAAAACACAGCCAGGAAGCUGGACACUGUUCUGGUAGAGAAGAACAGGUAUAUCAGGGCAGGGCUUUUUAUGUGUUACUGUUUUUUAAAUGAAAAACAAAUAACAGAUGGAUAGAAGAAUUCCAGAACAGGUGGUUUGAGUUCCCCUCUCUCAGGGUAAGAUUUAAGAGCCAUUCCUAAAUCUCAGGCAUGGCACUGGGGGAGAGGUAGGAACUAGGAAAAGGAGAAAUUUGGAUUCUUUCCAGGAAUCCCCGUAACUUCUUAUGUUGUUUUGUAUCGUGACCGUCGUACUGUUUUUUUAAAAAAAAAAAACGACAAAACUUUCUGUUCUAUCUAUUUGGAGUAUUCUAGGGGCAAGUAAGCCUUUUGGGAAUGUGAUGCUCAACUAAAUCAUUGUGACCUUGAGCUUUAUGGGCCUGGGGAUUCUAUUGCUUUCUAUGAAACUUGACCUCCAGACCAAACCACAAGGACUACAGCCACACACACAACACAUGUUUCUUUAGGUUGCCUAGCUUCAUUAAGUAUAAGUUCCUAAAGGUCAAGAAUCACAUUUUAUGGUUUUCUUUUUUUUCAAGAAUCACCUAGAUUGUUUGGGGUGCCACUCAAGUAUUUUAAUUCCUCUGGGAGAUCUCUGUUCCAACACUAAAGUCUUAUACAUUUUGUCCCAUAUCAGUGUUCCUGAUAAUUGUAAUGAAAAUCAAGAGUUCUAACCCUUGAGAUCAUUUUGGGGGUGGCCAGAAUCUCCACUUCUCCAUCUUUCCUGCUGCUGUGCCAGCUUCUUGCUGGAAGGCUCCAGUCAUUGCUUCAUAAUUUGUGCAUGCCUGCUGGUGAGGUUUUGGUUUUGGGGGGAGGGGUGGGGCAAGGAAUGAAGAGGACAGGCCACUCAAACUCUGUCCCCUACCACCACCUCCCUCUGCCAGGUGCUGCUCCCACCGUUGUCAUCCUGUGCUUUCUUGAGUAGAAGUUUCGCAUUAAAAUUCUUCCAUGGCUACUUCUGCAUGCCCUGUGCCCCCAGGCUCCUGACUGCCUCUGCCCACACUCUGAACACUUUGUGCCUGUUUUCUCUAGUUGUGGAGAAUGAGUGAGCCAGUAAGUAGGGCAGUUUUUGCUUUUAAGGUAUUGGUAAAAAGUUAUCCUAGUGUUUAUCUACAUUUGUAUUCUAACAAUAUAAUGGAAAAUAUACUUUUUAAAUGCAGAUGUUGAAAAUCAUUUUAGUAACUCAGCCUUGGUUAGUAUUCUCUGCUUCAAAUAUAUUAAAGCUCAGCACGAACACAUCCAGGUGUUAGGAACUUAAAAGAUCGGAGCUGGAAGGGACCUUAGAGGCUGUGUGGUCCAAAGCGCUCAUUCUACAUGAGGAAACUGAGGACUAAGUAGAUGAAGUGAUUUGUCCAAGCUCGCACAGCCAGUUAGGAGCAGAUCCAGGAUUUGGAGUAAGGACCUUCGCUGCCAGAUCUGGUGCUCUUAGUAAUACACUAGGCUGUCUGCUCUUCCAUAGGUGCAAUAGGAACACUAGUUUUGUGGAGAUUCCAGAGAAUAGUGUCUUUGGAUGAAUUGCUUUUUAAACUUUGAAAACUCUCUCUAUUGCCUUUUCUCAGGCAGCUGCAAAACCUGGUAAGAUUCUAUGAAGGCUGUGCUGGUGGCAAAAUCAACUGGAAGAGUUGGGUGUAGGUGAUUCACCUUUUUGGGAGAGGGGAGGGAAAUGAUCAAAUUUGCAAAAGAAAGGUGUUAACUGCUUCAGGAAGAUGCGUUGGAGUACCAGCCUCCAACACUAAAACCCAGGAUGUCUGCAACUAGGACCCCUGAACACUAAGACUGAGAUGGUUCAUGCAAGCAGGAAGGGCACUGUGCACCGCGCCCCCCUCCCCAAGAUAGGCAGGCAGAAGAUAAUGCCCAUCCCCAGCUGUGCAACACCAGGGGCUUGACAUUUUCAAAGUAUUUUUAAAAAUUAAAGUUGUCAUAUGAAA